Molecule: messenger RNA, 1198 nt
Organism: Arachis ipaensis
Lineage: Eukaryota; Viridiplantae; Streptophyta; Magnoliopsida; Fabales; Fabaceae
Source: RefSeq, a predicted model, not a curated record
AUGGAAUCAUCAGACUCUAAUAUUGAAGUUAAUCUGAGGAAAAUCAAGGAGCAUCGCAAGAUUGAAGUGGAGGAGGAAGAUGGUUGCGCUUAUAGAGGCCAUGAUGAAAGCUCGAGUUCAGAUAACCGAGGUAACUUUAUUGAAUUGUUAAAGUUUUUGGGUUCUUACAAUAGUAGUGUUCAAAAGCUUGUUUUGGAAAAUGCUCCUAGAUUUGCUAAAUAUACUUCAAGUGAUGUUCAGAAAGAAAUUCUACAUGUUCUUGCUACAACGGUAAGAAACUCAAUUAGAAAGGAUAUUGGAGAUGCCAAAUUUUGUAUUAUCAUUGAUGAAGCUCGUGAUGAAUCUAAAAAAGAGCGAAUGGCUAUUGUUUUGGGAUUUGUUGAUGUGGAUGGUUUUGUUCGUGAAUGCUUCUUUGAUCUUGUACAUGUUAGUCAUACUAGUGCCUUGACUUUGAAAAAAGAGUUGGUGUCUGUGCUUUCUAUUUAUAAUCUCCAAAUUGAAAAUAUUCGAGGUCAGGGGUAUGAUGAUGCUAGCAAUAUGAGAGGGGAAUGGAAUGGUUCACAAGCUUUAUUUCUCAAUGAUUGCCGACAAGCGUAUUAUGUCCAUUGUUUUGCUCAUAGAUUGCAAUUAGCACUGGUGGCUGCUUCAAGGGAAAUACUUCAAAUUCAUGAGUUUUUCACACAAUUGACUGCUAUUGUCAAUAUUGUUGGUGCAUCUUGCAAACGACAUGAUCUACUACAAGAAGCUCAAGAAAUUGAAAAUGCAAAAUUGGUUACCAAUGAUAUGCUAGAAACAGGUUAAGGUGCAAAUAAAAUGGGCACUUUACAAAGAGUUGGAGAUACAAGAUGGAGUUCUCACUUUUAUUCUGUUUAUAGCUUGAUAAGAAUGUUUGCAGCUACUCAUACCGUUCUUAAUAACAUUAUUGAUGAUGGUACAACUUCUGCUCAAAGAGGUGAGGCUUAUGGUGUCAACAAAGUGCUAUCCUCGUUUGAAUUUGUUUUUUCGUUACAUUUGAUGAAGAAAAUUAUGGGGAUUGCUAAUAUUUUGUGCCAAGAAUUACAACAAAAAUUUCAAGAUAUUUUGAAUGUAAUGCAUGUUGUUUCCACAUCAAAACUACUUCUUCAAAAAUUGAGGGAUAAUGGUUGAUGCAAUUUACUUGAGAUUGUUAAGAAGUUGUGAGAAAUAUGAAAUUGAUAUC